AUGGCAGAUAUGGUGGGGAUGGUUGCAAGGGCUGUCCUCGCUCGUAGCCUGCGCCGUCGUCCCUUCGCCCAGUCUGAUCCCAUCGCCUCUUUAGCAUCUUCCAACUGCAUCCGUGGCCUUAACCUCCCGCAUCUUCCUGCGGUUCUCCUCCGCGUCCUCCGCCGUCCCCCUCCUCUCCCUCUGAGCGCUCUGCUCCUCAUUCUCCUCUCGGUUACCCGCCAUCGCGUCCAGCUGUGGCCCUCACAGGGCGCGCUCGCUGGCUCUCACCUGACAGGUCCCUGGCCUCAGGACGACAGCCAGCACCAACAAUCUCCCUACAUGAGGGACAAAGCGACGCAGACCCCCAGGGCCUGGGCAGAUGAGAGGAGGAGGGGCUCUCACAAACGCUCGGCCUCCUGUGGGAGCACCGAUCAGCUCAAGGAGAUUGCCAAAUUGCGUCAGCAGCUCCAGCGCAGCAAACGCAGCAGUCGCCAUCGGAGGGAUAAAGAGCGCAAGUCCCCUUUCAAUGGCAGUCACACCAUCAUCCAGUCGCAGUCGCCUAUGCCCAAGACGAUCCUGAUACCCAUCCCGAUAUCCAAGUCAUCUGCGCCUCGUUUCCGCAACAGCGUGGAGGGCCUUAACCAGGAGAUCGAACGCAUCAUCAUCCGGGACACCCCUGAAAAGGACGAGACCAUCGUUCCACAGGAUGUCCCAGAUGGACACCGCGCGCCCCCUCCCGUCCCCCCACAGCGCAGCAGCAGCACCCGCAGCAUCGACACGCAGACUCCCUCAGGGGGCGGCCUGAGUGGUAACCAUAGCAACUGCAGUAGCCGUCCCGACUCCAUCUCGCCCUCCUACCUCACCGUCCUCAACGACACGGGCGGAGGCAGCCCCUACGAGGACAAAGAGCUCGGACCCUGCUCCCCGCUGCCCAAAUACGCCGCCUCUCCUCGACCCAACAACAGCUACAUGUUCAAGAGAGAACCUCCAGAGGGCUGCGAGAAGGUCAAAGUGUCUGAGGAGACCAUGCCCAAACCUCUGCAGGAGAUCCCUCCGUUCUUGUGUCCCGACCGCAACAAGGUCAACUUCAUCCCCAACAGCGGCUCUGCCUUCUGCCUCGUCAGCAUCCUUAAGCCCUUACUCCCCGCCCCGGACCUCAACUUCCGCUCCGGGGUGGGCCUCCGAAGCCUGUCCCCGUCCCUCGUGCCUCUGUCCACCCAGCCCUGCCUCCUGGAGGAGCCCGAGAGCUUCUGACGGCCCACGGCAGCCCCCGCCCCCCUCAAAAAUCAACAAAAUCAGAAAACAUUUCCUAGGAAACCCUUCUGCUCCAAAAAAGAAAAAAAAGAAAAAUGCCUUCAGCAUGCCAGCUAAGCUCUCUCUGAUGUCCUUAUCUUGUUGAAAAAGCGCUUCCCACUGCCUCUCCUCCUCAGACGACUACAACGUGAGAGUCCUGCAGCCCCGUGCGCGGGUCUGCAGCUAACAUUUCAUCGCUUUCUUCUACCUUUAGUGCUGGUUAUGUUCCUGUUUUUUGGGAGGAAAAGGGCGAAAGGACAGACUCAAUUUUAUUUCAUCGUAUUAUACCAUGGCGCCUUUCCACGGACAUAUCUCUUUUUCUAUCUGUAGUUAUUUCUCUUGAUAUAUAAAAUAUGCCUUCCAUUGAUUUAAAAGGAAAAAAAAGAAAAAAAAAAGGCCGCUGGUUUCCUUGCCGGCCGAGAGUUUGACCACAGAGGCUAAUAUUGGUGCUGCCAGAUUUAUCGUAGCAAAACUUGAACGGUCGCGACAAAGGAGAAGUUUAAAAAAAUGUGCCUGAUAUUUUAGACCGCUCAGUUUCGCUAAACCAGCGUAGUGCUCGGAUCAUGUUUGUUUCUUUAGCACGACACACAUGAUGUUUGCACUACGGUGGCCAUAGAUACACACGGACGAGGCAGGGACACGCAGGAAAUAUACCAGUGAGGUGGGACGCAGCCCAAACAAGACAUUUUCUGACCACCUGUCGUCUAAAACCAGACAUCUGUUUUGUACUCUUAUCUAUGGUGGCUCUGAGGGUCAAAACAAUUCAACAUUUAAGAAAAACACUACAUUUUCCAAAACAAAGUAACAUUUCCUAAAAAAAAAACAAAAAAAACUACA
Molecule: messenger RNA, 2109 nt
Organism: Plectropomus leopardus (leopard coralgrouper)
Lineage: Eukaryota; Metazoa; Chordata; Actinopteri; Perciformes; Serranidae
Source: RefSeq, a predicted model, not a curated record